CGAGUGCGCUUGUUGUUUGAGAACACCUCGUGACGCUGCUCGAUGUGACGUCAGUUCCGCAUUGUCUCCAUGUGAGUGUGGCGGAACCGAGAGAAGCUGAGAGUGUGAGACACACAGUGAAGAGAUGCGAGGAUUGAUGUGAACAUGAAGGCGCUGCGCUGCUUCUGUCUGCUGCUGUCAGUGGUCACAGCUCUUGGAGAUUUGAGCCGUCCUCAGAAUCUCUCUCUUCAGACUCUCAACACACAGUAUGUUCUGCAUUGGGACUGGGCUGAUGAUCAGCAGACGGCCGUGAACGGGACGCUUACCUUCACUGCACAGUAUCUCUCGGCGUUUCAAUCCCGUAAGGCGGCUCAUAAGCAGAAAUGGAGGACGGUGUGCGCUGAUGUUUCAGAGCAUCUCUGUGAUUUCACUGAUUCUGGACUGAAUUACUGGGGCAUAUAUUAUCUGCGUGUGCGGGCCAACACAGCACAGUGGUUCUCCAGCUGGACCAACAUCAGUUUCUGCCCUGAUAAAGAUGCUGAUUUAGGUCCUCCGUCCAGUGUGAAGCUGACCUCUGUUAAAGGAGAUCUAGAGAUCGUCAUCGCUGACCCUCUGAGCAGCACCAACGAGUCCAUGAAAACGCUGGCUCCCGACAUGCAUUACCUCAUCCAGUACUGGAAGAAGCGUGAAGACUAUAAGAAGGCUGAAGUCUUAAAGACGAAGAAUAAUGUGGUGACGCUGUCUGAGCUGGAUGGAUCAACAUGGUACUGUGUGAGAGUUCAGAGCUGCUGUGACUUCUACAACAAGACAAGCGUCUUCAGUGAUACACACUGCACACGCACUGAAGGACAGACUCCGUACUGGCAGAUAUUUCUGUACUUCCUGUUGUCGCUGGUGCUGUGCUUCCUGCUGGUGCUGCUGGUGUGGUUUUGCUUUUACAAGGUGUUGAAGUCCUUAAAGAGCAUCUUCUACCCAAACGUUCAACUCCCGGCUCACAUUCAGGAGCUGUGGUCACCUGACUCGGAGAAGCCGCAGCUGCUCCCUCCGGAAUCUCCCGGUUCUGUCUGUGAACACCUGGACCUGAUCAGCGCCGAGAUGGACACGGUGACGGACGCCCAGAGCUUAAACUCUGAGGACCAGGACACGAGCGCUCCCAGCCGACACGGCAGCGGAGACUCCGGCUUCAACUCCACAGAGGAGGACUUCAGUCGGCACGGCGCCUUCACUGACGUACAGACCGAUGACGUGUGCAAGACGAACAGGAAGCACACUGAAGAGCUGCAUGAUGGGACGCUGGAGCUCUGCGCUUAAGACCAGACACACACAGAUGACUCCGUUCUGUUUCUUUCUCUGUUCAAACAUGUUGUGACAGCAGCACCGUGGAAAUGCAAAACCUUUGGGAGGUUUAUGGCAUUUCAGACAUAUUUUCAUUUCUGUAUUCAAACGUGCAGAUUCUUUAUGAUUCUUAUAGGAUCUUAAUUCAUGUUUUGUCUCUCGAUGUCUUUCUUUGUUAGCUUCAAAAGCAGCUGCAUGUAAAGAGAAUAAGCGUCACUCAUCUUCACCCAGUGUCACAUUAAAAUGGACUCUAUCAUAUGAAGCUGACUUCUUCUUCUUCACAUUCUGCAUGUCUGUUUCACUCCAUCAAUGAUGACAGAUUUUAUAAAUGGUCAUAUGUUCAGGUUGAUGUUUUUCUGCAUGUGAAGACUGUUGAUUACAUUAAAUGGAUAGUUCACCUGAUGGUUUAUAAUCGCAGUGAAUGGGGAGCCGCAUUUUGAAGUAAAAAAUAAUGCAUCCAUCCAUAAAAAAGUAAUCCAUACGACUCCAGGGGGUUAAUAAAGGUCUUCUGAAGUGAAGCAAUGCGUUUUUAUAAGAAAAAUAUCCCUAUUUAAAACUUUAUUUACUAUAAUAACUAGCUUCCAGCAGACGGCCGUACGCAUCGGUUUGCAGUGGAAGAGUGACCUCUGACCCGACGCAUGCCGAAAUGAUGAACACAGAAGCACAGAGGAGAGAGCAAAACAAAACACCGGUCACGAAUUAGGAAUCCAAAAAGAGAAAUUUUACAGAUAAAUGUUGGAGGAUUUUGAUAUAAGAGAAGAGGAGCUUGAGUUUGUUGCACAGCUCUAUAUGUUUGCACCGUGAGAGGCGUCUUACGAUACUCCUGCACUGCGUCCUGUCGCGUCACGGGUUACUCAUUCAGCUGAUGCAUACGUCAUCCGCCGGAAGCUAGUUAUUUGAAUUUAUAGUUUUAAAUAUGGAUAUUUUUCUAACAAAAAUGCAUCACUUUGCUUCAGAAGGCCUUUAUUAGCCCCCUGGAGUUGUACAGAUUACUUUUAUUAUGGACGGAUGCAUUUUUGGAAGCUUUAAAAUGCAGCCCCCCCUAUUCAAACCAUUAUAAACCUUGGAGGACUAAGGAUAUUUUUUAAAUAUAUCUCUGAUUGUGUUCUGAUUUUUGUAACUGCAUACUUGUACUUACACAUGCACAUUUAAUUGUUUUUGCACUAAUUAAUCUAUCCACAAGGUGGAAACCAUGCCAAGGAAGUCAAAUAAAAACUGGAUAAACAAAA
Molecule: messenger RNA, 2543 nt
Organism: Megalobrama amblycephala (Wuchang bream)
Lineage: Eukaryota; Metazoa; Chordata; Actinopteri; Cypriniformes; Xenocyprididae
Product: interferon alpha/beta receptor 1a-like
Exons: 7
Coding region: 145-1290 (381 amino acids)
Molecular function (GO): protein binding; interferon receptor activity
Source: RefSeq, a predicted model, not a curated record